AUGGCAGCAAGGAGCAUGAUUCAGAGCAAGGCAUACUCUAAACCUGCCCUAAUAAUGCUCAUAACCAAGCCCCGGCAAGAUCUACAGAGGAGACAGAGUUUAGAAGUUCAGUUCUGCCAACGGGUUCAAGAUAAGGAAGGCAUCCCUCCCGACCAGCAGAGGCUCAUCUUUGCAGGCAAGCAGCUGGAAGAUGGCCACACUCUUUCUGACUACAACAUCCAGAAAGAGUCGACCCUGCACCUGGUCCUGCGUCUGAGAGGCGGUAUGCAGAUCUUCGUGAAGACCCUGACAGGCAAGACCAUCACCCUGGAGGUGGAGCCCAGUGACACCAUCGAAAAUGUGAAGGCCAAGAUCCAGGAUAAGGAAGGCAUCCCCCCCGACCAGCAGAGGCUCAUCUUUGCCGGCAAGCAGCUGGAAGAUGGCCGCACUCUUUCUGACUACAACAUCCAGAAAGAGUCGACCCUGCACCUGGUCCUGCGUCUGAGAGGCGGUAUGCAGAUCUUCGUGAAGACCCUGACCGGCAAGACCAUCACCCUGGAGGUGGAGCCCAGUGACACCAUCGAAAAUGUGAAGGCCAAGAUCCAGGAUAAGGAAGGCAUCCCCCCCGACCAGCAGAGGCUCAUCUUUGCAGGCAAGCAGCUGGAAGAUGGCCACACUCUUUCUGAUUACAACAUCCAGAAAGAGUCGACCCUGCACCUGGUCCUGCGUCUGAGGGGUGGCUGUUAAUUCUUCAGUCUUGCAUUCGAAGUGCCCAGUGAUGGCAAUACUCUGCAUUAUAGCCAUUUGCCCCAACUUAAGUUUAGAAAUUAACAAGUUUCAGUAAUAGCUGAACCUGUUCAAAAUGUUAAUAAAGGUUUUGUUGCAUGGU
Molecule: messenger RNA, 868 nt
Organism: Saimiri boliviensis boliviensis (Bolivian squirrel monkey)
Lineage: Eukaryota; Metazoa; Chordata; Mammalia; Primates; Cebidae
Product: polyubiquitin
Molecular function (GO): protein binding
Source: RefSeq, a predicted model, not a curated record